This is a messenger RNA of Exophiala bonariae, 1017 nucleotides long. RefSeq lists its product as uncharacterized. The coding region runs from base 1 to 1017 and encodes 338 amino acids. NCBI's taxonomy places the organism in Eukaryota, Fungi, Ascomycota, Eurotiomycetes, Chaetothyriales, Herpotrichiellaceae. Gene Ontology annotation, molecular function: oxidoreductase activity. The transcript has 3 exons. The record is from RefSeq and is a predicted model, not a curated record.
AUGGGAAGUUACACUGAGGAGCCCCAAUUCAAGACUAUCACAGUCAAGGAAGUCCACCCUACUUUUGCGGCAGAAAUCGAGGGCGUUGACUGGAAAAAUCUUUCGGAAGAGCAAUUCAACGAAAUAUUUGCUGCUCUAGCUAAGUAUGGAGUUGUAAUGUUCAGAAAUACUGGACUAGACGAUGCUAGCCAUGUUGAGUUCUCGAGGCGAAUUGGCGACCUGGACACAAUGAGGCGUUACAUGACAAAUGGGAGGACGCCCAGGUACGAAUUUUACGAGCUCUUUGACGCUGGGAACAUAGAUGAUCAAGGUGGUGUCCUUGAUCCGAACAGUCCAAGGGCACAUUAUGGAAAGGGCAAUCAGUUGUUCCACGUCGACUCAUCUUUCAACCCCCGUCGAGCGAGCUACUCACUUCUUCGUGCUGUAGAGUUGCCCCCUCUAGGCAAUGGUGGCAACACUGACUUUGCCGACUCUCGUACCGCAUGGGACGACCUCGAUCCGGAGUUUCAAAAUGAGCUCUUGAAACAGGACUAUGUUGUCAAUCACUCAAUCGCCCAAUCUCGGAAACAAGGAUCUCCAGAGUUCUUCAAAGAUCUCGACCCAACCAAUGGCGGUCAAAUGUCUCGUCAUAAGUUGAUCCAAAAGCACGAAGCCAGUGGCCGUAUGAACAUCUACAUCGCUGCUCACUCUCACAGCAUCGAAGGUCUUCCGAAAGAACAGUCUGAUGCGUUGCUGAAGAAGCUGCUAGACCACGUCACACAGAGCAAAUAUGUCUACAGCAGUGAAUGGCGAAAUGUGUCAGACAUGGUUAUCUGGGAUAAUAGGUGUACAUUGCACAGGGCAAAUGGAGGGGCAUACGAAGGCAAGUUCAGACGCGAUCUUCGCCGAACGACAGUGCAUGACACAAGCCCAACAGCUUGGGGUCUGAAUAAAGUGAUAACAAACACUGAGGAAUGGGUUGUGAACCAUAAUGCGACGGCAGCUGCAGGCAAUACCCAGGUAUCUGUCAAGGCUUGA